AUGGAAAAGGAUUUCUCGGUCCAUGUGGGGAAAGGAGAAAAACUUUCGCGUGUUGAAGAGCCCGGGAGGAAAGGCAAAAAACCAGGCAAAAAUGCCAAGGACAGGAGCGUGCUCAGGUGCCUGCGCAUUAUUACAGACUUGUUUCGCUUUUCUUUCGGGGAGCGCCGUUUAUAUGCUAUAUUUCUUCUUGUAUCGGGCGUUUCAAUCUGCAUGCUGACCUGCACUACAAAAGUAAUGAGCAUAUCGUGCAAGGCCGACGCGGUGGCCAGGCUCAUACAACAGGACAAGGCUUUGAUGCGCUCGAUGCUUAGAACGGCUGCGUGCAUCACGCUGUUUUCUGUGAUGCGCGAGGUGUACGGGCUGCUAUUUUUUCUGUUUAUUAACCACACGCUAAAAAAUAUUUCUUUGGCGCUGUUCAACAGCACAAUACACAGCGUGCUUCCCGUAGCCUCUGUGCGCAUCAACAGGACGGUGAACCGGGGAAUCCGAGGGAUGCGGGAGCUUUUGACGAAGCUUCUGGUGGUCCUUACCUACCGAGGAAUGAGCAUGGCUUUGAUACACGUGGGCCUUCUGCAGAUGAGCGCAAUGUACAUUUUUGUCAUAACCAUAGCAAACAUCAUAUAUGUCGCGGUGAGCUACUUUCUGCUGAAGAUCCGCAUUAGGAACAAGGUUCUGAAAAACACAUACGACGACCUGUACAGCAACGCAAUACUUGAGUGCAUCGGGAACAGGGACGCAAUUAUCGAGGGAAACACGGAGGAGCAGGAAAGCAAGCGGUUUGGCGGGUACAUGGCGCAGUAUCUGAAGCUGUCCUUCACAGACCGGAGAAUUGUGUCGGCUCUGAACAUAGUGCAAAAGUUCAUAUACACGGUGCUGCAGAUGCUUCUCAUGCUGCAUCUGUACCUCAGCGGGAAGGCAGACCUGGGCAACGCCGUGAAGCUGCUGGAAUAUGUCAAGGACUUGGACAGGAGCCUGAUGGAAAUUGCGCUGGCAACCAAGGACAUAUUCGUGUACUACAUAGACUGCGAGGCGUACAUUGAGUACAUCCACGAGCUGCGCGAGAACAGGGAGCCGCCUGUGAAGGCUGCAGACACGGACCCGCAGGAGCUUAUGCUAGAAAAAGAAAACGAGGUGCAGUGCGGGAAGAUCCCGGCUCUGGAGUUUAAGAACGUGAACUGCUGGCACGGCCGGAGCACGAAAAGGCUUGUGAGCAAUUUCUCGUGCAAGGUGUACAGGGGAGAAAAGGUGUGCAUUGUUGGAAGAAGCGGGUGUGGAAAAACCACGCUUAUUUCGCUGCUGCUGAAGCAAAAGCCGUACACGGGCAAAAUUAUCCUGGAGGGCGUGGACAUCCGGGAGCUUUCGAAGAAAGAAAUUACGCAAAGGAUCAGCGUUGUCUCGCAGGAAAGCAGCCUCUUCAAUAACACGCUGAGGUACAACAUAGAGUAUGGAAGCACGCCAAGCCCAGAGCUGGUGCGCAGCGUUCUGAAAAGCACAAAAAUCGACGAAAUAGCAUCCUCCAAGGAGGAGGGAUACGAGUACAACGUGGGGGCAAGCGGAAGAAACCUGUCUGGAGGAGAAAGACAGCGGGUCUGCUUGGCCAGGUCUCUUCUGCGCGAAAAGAACACGCUCAUACUCGACGAAGCCACGUCAAAGCUGGACUGCAUAACCGAAGAGAAGGUGAUAAGGCCUAUUCUGCAGUCAGAAAAAACCGUGAUAAUAAUAACGCAUUCCCCACAGGUUGCAGAGUACGUGGACAGGAUAAUCCGGAUUGGAUAG
Molecule: messenger RNA, 1776 nt
Organism: Nematocida major
Lineage: Eukaryota; Fungi; Microsporidia
Product: ATP-binding cassette, subfamily B (MDR/TAP), member 7
Exons: 1
Coding region: 1-1776 (591 amino acids)
Biological process (GO): transmembrane transport
Cellular component (GO): membrane
Molecular function (GO): ATP hydrolysis activity; ABC-type transporter activity; ATP binding
Source: RefSeq, a predicted model, not a curated record